Anoplophora glabripennis (Asian longhorned beetle) is the source of this 840-nucleotide messenger RNA. RefSeq lists its product as uncharacterized. NCBI's taxonomy places the organism in Eukaryota, Metazoa, Arthropoda, Insecta, Coleoptera, Cerambycidae. Gene Ontology annotation, cellular component: nucleus; transcription regulator complex. The transcript has 2 exons. The record is from RefSeq and is a predicted model, not a curated record. Bases 175 to 741 code for a protein of 188 amino acids. Gene Ontology annotation, biological process: regulation of transcription by RNA polymerase II.
UUCUCUUGUCAAACGUCAGAUUCCAGAUUCUGAAACCGUUCGUUUAUAAUUUCUCUGUGAACUCUUAAAAAUUCUGAAUUCACGCCCAAUCCACUCCACUCCUAAUCCGUAACAGUUUGCCGAACGUAGCUUAUAUUACAGGUUGUUCUAGGAAGUAGGAAGUAAGUUAAAAAAAUGUCACUUUUAUCUGAUAUUGACGAAGAAGUUUUUAUUGACAAAAUUAAAAAUUAUCCAGCUAUAUACAAUGAUCAACAUUCAGAUUACACAAAUCGGUGUAAGAAAGAGGAACUGUGGCAAGAACUAGCAGAGUUUAUGGACAAACCAGUGGCUAUAUGCAAGAGAAAAUGGGAUGUAUUACGUGCUAAUUUCAGGAGAGCUCAUAGAAUAGAAAGAAGUGGUAUUGGCAAAAAAACAUGGAGAUAUUAUAAAAAAAUGAUUUUUUUAAUUCCAUUUACAAGAACUGAGGAAGCAACAGAUCAGUUAAAACAAGAACAAUCUUUAAGGAUAGAACCAGAAGCAAUAUUUAAAGAAACUGAAGAAGUUCCUGAAGAGAAAAACAGUAUAGAAAAAUCAAAUGCAAAUAAUCAAUUUUUUACAAGUAUGGCAAUGACUAUUAAUACUUUUCCCAUAGAACAUCAAAUUCGGAUAAAGAUGAUGUUAUUACAGCAAGUUUCAGAAGUUCAGCUACUUAUGGAAAAUUUACCACCUCCUGAUUAUCCUAUCAAUCCUUUUACAGACUGAAAUAAAUUUAUUAAGAAAAUACUCAAUAUCAUUUUAUCAACUAUUAUUUUAGUGAUAUUGUUUAAAUUCUGAAUAAAAUUUAUCACUGAAAUAUUAAAA